GAGGGUAGAGCACGCUCCACUCCCUACUCCCGCGGCAGGCGAGAUGUUUUCAUUCUCAACUUAACAGGGUCGCGAGAGCAGCACGCGGACAGAAUACAGGAGGCAGAAGACACGAGGAAGGAAAAGUCCAGCGUCCAGUGAUUUAGUUCGUCGCUUUCAAUUUGGCGUUGUCUUCCUCGCUGCGCGUGAAAUGUCAGUCCGUCAGGCCGGUUUGGUGCUGCUCUGCGCGGCGCUGGCGGUGACUCGUGCUCGCAGGAGCUCACCGGAGCUGGAGGAUGUUGAGGAGAAAGUCAGCAGCGCCAGAUGCACGUCCAGGUGCCUCACUCUGCACAUGACCCAGCUAACCGCUGCUUUCAGGCACCUCCAGAGUGACCAGGUGCUGGUUUGGUGUGAGAACCACAGACGCUGCGCUCAGUGCCUCCAACCAUGCAAAGAAUUGUGGGAAACCAGGAAGGUCCUGUCUCCAAAGUCCUGUGAGAAGCAGACGGAGUGUGUGACGAGCAGGGAGUUUCUGACCUCCCUGAGGUCGUCUCGUCAGGGAGACUGCCCUUUGCCUCAGCGAGCCACGGGAUUCGCUGCAGCCUGCGUGGAGAGUUGCUCGUCGGACCAGCACUGUCCGUCCCCCAGGAAGUGCUGCUCCAAUGGAUGUGGACACACUUGCCAAGCCCCAGCCAAUCUAUAUAAAGGUGUUCCUCUGAAGCCUCGCAGAGAGAUGAGCUUCGUGGAGGACUCAGAGGGUCACGUGAAGGUGAUGUGGGUGUCAAAGUUCAAUGUCAGCGUGGAGCCGGUUGUUUACAUCCUCCAGUCCCGCUGGAACGCCGGCAUACACCCCAGCGAAGACCAUGCCUCUCAGUGGGCUACUGUUGCCAUGACCCUCUCUGAAGACGCCGUGCUGUCAGAUCUGAGACCUCAGCGUUGGUAUCAGUUCAGAGUAGCCGCCAUCAACAGCCACGGCAGCAGAGGUUUCACCACUCCCAGCAAACACUACAUCUCAAGCAAAGACCCUUCGCCUCCGGAGCAACCAACAAACAUCAGAGUGAGCAAUCAGACUCUAGAUUGGACAGGUUCCCAAUCAGCGUUCCAGUUCGCAGAGAGGUCGAGCGGAAGAGGGGUCACAGUUUCCGUCUUAUUACAGUGGGACCCCCCCAAAGAGGGAGACCUGCCUGUCCACAACUAUCGAAUCACCUGGGUGACUCGACAGACACAGGCGGCGCACAAACACACAGUGCACAACAACAUGCACACACGACCUACACACUCACGCACAACAGACCUGGGUAAAAAGGAGAGCAACAGCAGAGUGACUCAGGGGGCGCAGUGUGAGCUGUGGCUUCAGGGCCUGCUGCCGGCUACUUCCUACUUCCUGUCUGUCCAGACGGUGGCCUACUGGGGUCAGAAGAGGCUGAAGAGUCCUAAAGCCCAAUUCGUUUUAUCGACUAUCACCCAUACAGGUGAAGACUUCUCCAACGAGCUCCCCUCUUCUUCUUCCUCCUCCUCCUCCUCCUCUUCCUCCUCCUCCCCAUUAUCUCCUUCCCAAUCCUCAUCGGCCUCGGCUUCUUCCCCUGACCUCCCCGCCGCCUCCUCCUCUCUGCCUCACCCCGAAUCCCCCCCGAACCCUGUCAACCCUGGAAACCUGCGGCUGGAGGCCGCUGCGCCUCAUUACCAUGACAACCAGCUGCAGGUGAAGGUGUUCUGGAAGUGGGCUUACCAGGCCAGACAGAGACAUCCUGGUCCGUACACUCUGAGGUGGCGUCCAUACACUUGCAGUUCUAAUGCUACAAGCACAGAGAGAACCGCAACAGUGCAGGGCACUCAUCACACCAUUACGGGCUUGCUGUUUGCCUGCAAGUACCGGGUCGCCGUGGCAAUGAAGGCUGACCCUGGGUCAGAGGCUGUUGCCUGGGUUACGACCCCGACUUGCUCCUCCAUCAGGGUCAGAGGAGGCAAAGCUUUGCCCUGCAACACUGAGGAGCGCCUCCUGGCAGGCAGAAAGGUGGUACUGCGUCCAGAACGACUAACUGCAGACUUUGAACAAGUCAAUGGCACGUUGCUGACUACGUUUCGCUGGAGGAUGUCCCAGCAUGCCUUGGACCCGGCGGCUGUCGCUGGGUUCCAGUUCACCUGGACGCUGCAGUCUGACCUUACCAAGACAACAGACGCACAAGAGGAGACGCUCAUCUCCCAGACGCAGACAAUCGCACCGUCCCAGAGGUCAGUGACAGUUCACCGUCUCCAGCCUGACAGUGUUUACCAGCUGCAGCUCCAGCUGUUAACAGCAGGGGGCAGCGGUGCGGCGGCCGUCUCCAAGACCAUACACACUCCAGCUAUUGACAAGCCACUUCGAUAGACCCUCAUCACCAAAACCUGCCACUGUCUGCUGCACCACGGUCAUCUCUACCAGUCUAACAUCCACUUUUCUACUCUCUUCUACUAUGUUGCAUGGUUUCAUUGCAGUUCAAGUGCAAAAAAAAAAAAUGUAGAAUAAAGAGAGCUCCUCCCUGUGAAGUAGAUUGUGCUCAUACGAAAUUGAUUGUGUUAUUUUUGUCCCUUGGAAUUGAUUUCCAACUACGACUUACUCUGAUGGAAAGAGGGUAACAGCCUUAGUCAAGAUGGAAAGUUAACUCUACAUGCACAUGGUUCCGGUUUAAGGAGUAGGCUACUGGAGUAUUGGCAAUGAAAAUCACAUCCCUGUGUUUCCUUAAAAUCUCAUCAUUUCCCAACUUGUACCUGUAUGUGAAAAAUGAGAGUUCUUGCAUGACUGCAUCUGUACAUGUCUAGUAGUUGAGUCUAAUCACCUUAAAUCAUUUGAGCCAAAUGACACUUGUAAAGAGACUUUAUAUGCCUGUUGUUUUUUUUGAUAAAGCUAGUAGAGAAUAAUAUAGCACUGACCUUAUGUACAAAUAGUAAUGUAUAACAACAGACUGACUGCGUUCAUUUCAAUCUACUGCGUUAUCUUUGAAGUGAGUGGGUGUGACUAGAAGUCUUGAUGUAAGCUCAAAUAUUUUUGUAUUUUUUUAAUAUUUUGUCCAUAUGUUUAAAACCCUUUUUAAUCGAAUUUGUCUGCCUGUUUGAAGAAUUAACGUACGACACAGUUUCGCUAAUAAUAUGUGACAAUUUCACACAGUCAAUAUAGAAAUAUCUGUGGUAUCACUGCUUUAAAAUGAUUGGAAGCAACGGUCAUAAAACCAUGUUAAUAUUCUCUCCAUGUAACCCUUUUACUGUUGAUAUUUUUGUAGUUUAUCCCUUUACUUUGUGAUUGUUAGUUUUAUUUAUUUUUUGUUUUCCUGUCUUAGUUCCGUUUUGUAAUUAAAUUUUUACCAAGA
This is a messenger RNA of Mugil cephalus (flathead mullet), 3323 nucleotides long. It is a transcript of the gene anos1b, whose product is annotated as anosmin 1b. The coding region runs from base 191 to 2347 and encodes 718 amino acids. Gene Ontology annotation, biological process: neuron differentiation. Lineage: Eukaryota; Metazoa; Chordata; Actinopteri; Mugiliformes; Mugilidae. Gene Ontology annotation, molecular function: peptidase inhibitor activity; protein binding. The record is from RefSeq and is a predicted model, not a curated record. Gene Ontology annotation, cellular component: extracellular region; cell surface. The transcript is spliced from 15 exons.